AUGCAGAUCACUGAAACUGGGGAAGUCCCUGAUCAACCAGAUCCCACAUUUAUUGCCAAGGUGGAGAGGCGCUGCGAGGCGGCAGGGGAAUGGAUCAGCCGUUCAGGAGAGUGCCCCAUUUCCAUCUCCGUCUGCAAUCCAACGCACGUGUAUGAUCGUGGAUCGGAAACCUCGAAGAUGUAUACUUCUGAAGUUGCAAUAGCGCAGAUACUCGCUUCCAGCCGCCGAUGGAAAAAAGUCAUUUUUAGGGCGACGGACGACUCAUUUACCCGUCUACAACAGCUGGCAGAGGAUGAUGUGCCGCUGCUGGAAUCUCUCGUCAUCGCCGGUGGGACUCUAACAAUUGCAUGGGAUUCGCCCGCCUCAAAUGCCGAUAUCCCUUUAUUGACUCGGGAUGAACUUAUUUGUUUCCUCGAAUCGGUGCCACUCCUCAUCCACCUCCGUAUCACCAACUACUCCGGUCCUCCAUCUGUCGUCGAUGACGAAGUUAUUGAUUGCCUCACUCCUUCCGGCGAAAAGGCCGAUUGUCUUUGCCCUAUGCUUGAAGCCUUUCAAUGCAUGGGGAGCGAUUGCGUGAGUUUUUCCGAAGCGCAAUUGUUGUCUUUGGUUCAAGAGCGGAGUAAAUCGGAAAAGGUUGGGGUGCUCGAACAAGUAUACGUCAGUUUCGGUCGCCGCGAGCCAAAGAAAUUUGAUGAAUUCCUUGACUCACUUACUGGGACUGGGAUGAAAGUUUCCCAGCGCUACACGACUGGCGCCAUCAUUCUCCCCGAAUCAAACAACACCAAGCUAUCUACUGUUGUAAACAUCAAUCACGCAGAGUGGCCGGCACGAGGGGAUUAUUUUUAUCCUCUGGAUGGUCUGGAUCUGGAGGGGUGUUCAUCGGCAUAUUCGCCGCAUUUUGGUUUCGACUAUUAG
Laccaria bicolor S238N-H82 is the source of this 915-nucleotide messenger RNA. RefSeq lists its product as uncharacterized. NCBI's taxonomy places the organism in Eukaryota, Fungi, Basidiomycota, Agaricomycetes, Agaricales, Hydnangiaceae. The transcript has 2 exons. The record is from RefSeq and is a predicted model, not a curated record. Bases 1 to 915 code for a protein of 304 amino acids.